Fusarium pseudograminearum CS3096 is the source of this 3174-nucleotide messenger RNA. RefSeq lists its product as uncharacterized. The record is from RefSeq and is a predicted model, not a curated record. The transcript is spliced from 3 exons. Bases 1 to 3174 code for a protein of 1057 amino acids. NCBI's taxonomy places the organism in Eukaryota, Fungi, Ascomycota, Sordariomycetes, Hypocreales, Nectriaceae.
AUGAGCACCGCCACCAGCUCUUCCAAUUCGGCGUGGCCACCUAAGAAACGCCCUUCUCAGCGGACGAAACUGAGAAACGGAACCUUUAUUAUCCCCAGCACUGGCGAACGAUCGAGACAAGAGUUCUCCCUGCGCACUUCGACCAAUUCAGCCUUGAACAAUAACAACGACAAUAACCCGAAAUUCCACUCUCUCGACGAAGCCGAGUCGAUUACUGACCGCCUACAAAUCAUUACACAAAACAUCAAAACCGCUUUCGUCUUAGUAUGGCUAUGGCUGCACACCGACGAGGGACAUGGAGUCCUCAAGUGCGUCCUUGCCUAUGUGCUUGGUAGUCUGGGCACCUUUUUCCCACCCUUGACAGCCUUUCUUGGCAAUAGAGACGGAAAGCAUGUAUCAGCAACUAUUACUGUCUAUUUUCACCCAGCACGAACCGUCGGUUCCAUGCUUGAGGCGUCCGUGAUAGCGUUUGUUGCUGUGUUCUAUGCUGAGACGAUAUCCGUCCUUUCAAUGGGGAUCGCUAUUGCCAUGCGAUCUCAGUUCGGGCUAACUGGUGCUGCCCAUGCUCUCAUUCUCAUUGUUUGCAUUGGCGGAGGCCUGGGCUUCGUGGGCUGGGUCAAGCAGAGGCUUAACAGUCCUCUCGUCAACGUUGGCUCCACCCUGGCUUCCAUUGCAAUCAUUUCCGUAAUCACGAAAGAGGAAAGCGUCCAAGGAGGUUAUUUUGACGAUGACAAGAUUGUUCAGGUUUUGAAACUGCUUCUCGUUGGCAUCACUUGCACUUUUGCUGUUAAUUUACUGCUAUGGAGAGUUUCAGCGAGACAGGUCCUUCGAAGGUCCAUAAUGACUGCCAAUAGCUCUCUGGGUGAUAAGCUAUCGUCUAUCACAAAAGGCUUCCUCAGUGGCACCGAAGACGAGUUGUGGACAAAUGAAUACAGCCGUGUCUCUGCCCGGUACAACGCUGCAUACGCAACGAUGCACUCAACCCUCCGCGAAGCUAAGUUUGAGUACUACUUUCUUGGUCGAGAAUCAUUUUACCCUCUCGACAAGCGUCUGUCAAGAUCGGUUGAAGGCCUCUCACAGGCCCUAGGAGGAUUGCGUAGUGCUCUGGAGACCCAAUUCACUCUACUCAGGGAGGUCCCUAGCUUCGAAGAUUCUUUCCCUUCACCCAGGAGCACUGUACUUACACCACCUCUUGCAAGGGCUAUCAGUGCCUACCUAGAUGGUGGGGGUCAAAGGCUGUCUGACAUUGACGAGUCGGGUGAAAGCGAAGAAGAGCGACAGGCCACAAGAAACAAGUCAGAUUCUGCGCUGAUGGUAGCUCCUGCUUUCCAAGAGCCAUCGGACAUAUUCGCCCUCUUCAUUGACAUGCUUGGCCCAUCAAUUAAAUCGCUGGCUCAUACUCUCUCCGAGAUUUUACGUGAGCCUGCUUUUGGAAAGGACCCAAACAAAGAUGUUACUGUUAAUGAACAACUGAGAGAAAGCCUCCGCGACGCCCUCAAUCUCUAUAAUAAUGCCAGAUCAGGAUCUUUGGAAGAGCUCUAUCGCACCAUCGAAUUCGGGCGAACUCGUUCUGAAAAGAUUCAAGCUGAUAUCGAGGAAGUUGCCGCCGCCUGUGGGCACUUUUCUUUCAGCUUGCAGGCUGUUGCAGAAGAAACUGAUGCAUAUUUGGACGUGCUGGAAGAUGUCAAAUACACUACAGAGACUGCAUCGAGGUCUUGGAGCUGGCUCAAGUUCUGGAGGCGCUUCAACUGGACAAAAUCACCCGAUAAGAACAUGAUGGGGGAUCCGGAACACGAGUCCUUGAUACAAAAACCGCCUGUGCCUAGGCUUCGAAAAUCACAAAUACCCAAGGGCAUCCCAGAUACGAUGGUAGCACGACGAGACACCUUUAAUUGGGAUGCCGCGCCUCAGGCCAGUAAACUCAAGAGGAGAUUCGCACAGAAGAUGCUCCAAAUCUCCCGGUUCGUCGUCCGGGAAGACAUACUCUUUGGCAUCAAAGUUGGUAUUGGUGCUCUUCUUUGGGCGAUGCUAGCGUUCAUACCGGGGACAAGGCCUAUUUACCAGAAAUGGAGAGGUGAAUGGGGACUUCUUUCCUUCAUGAUUGUUGCCGCGAUGACAACAGGAUCAGCCAACACUACUGGGACAGCCAGAUUCAAGGGCACCAUCAUUGGUGCAACCUUUGCUGUAAUUUGUUGGACAGUCAGUCAGGGCAACGCCAUUGUUCUUGUGUGUUUGGGUGGCCUUGUGGCUUUGUUCAAUUUCUACGUGAUUUUGGUCAUCAAAAAGGCACCCCUGGGUAGAAUUGCCCUUCUAGCAUACAACGUCAGCACACUAUAUGCCUACAGUCUCUCACAGGAUGUCGACGACGAUGAUGAUGACGAGGGAGGUGCUAACCCUCUGAUCUUUGACAUCGUGUGGCAUCGAGUCAUCGCUGUGACCUUGGGUAUCAUAUGGGGCAUUGUUGUUUGCCGGCUACUAUGGCCGAUUUCUGGCAGAAAGAAAUUCCGAGAGGGACUUUCUGUGUUGUAUCUUCAGAUGGGGCUUAUUUGGAAGCGCGGGCCCCUCACAGUAUCGCUUCAGAAGGACAGUACGCACAACACCCUCGACUAUAUGCGAGAGGGCGAACAAGCUGCGCUCCAGCGAUAUGCUUUCAAGCUCGCGAGCCUUCGAACUGCGGCGAAAUCUGAGUUCGAGCUUCGAGGCCCUUUCCCAGACGCAGCAUAUGGGCGCAUUCUGCGUUCUACUAAAAAUAUGCUCAACGGGUUUUAUGCUAUGCGUCUUAUUGCCUCGAAACGAAACGAGUUAACAGAAGGCGAGCGAGCAUUACUAGAGUACACAAGUGCAGAAAGAGCUCUCCUCUGCCAGCGCAUUUGCCAUGUAUUCCAGGUAGUUGCAUCGUGUCUCAUGCUAGAAUACCCCCUGACAGAUGCAAUCCCUACUGUCGAGAACAACAAGGACAGGCUUUUGGGCAAAAUCUACCAAUUUCGAAAAGAGCACAUGAGCGCAGAUCUUUUAGGCGAUGAGACCCCUCUUGCUAUCCAGGAGAGCGACUACGCGCUGCUAUAUGCAUACACACUUGUGACAUUGCAGGUGGCGGCAGAGUUGAACAAGGUGAGGGCUGAGAUAGAGAGCCUGUAUGGAGUCUUGCACGAUGAAGCGUUGUUGUUGCAGUGA